Molecule: messenger RNA, 1362 nt
Organism: Punica granatum (pomegranate)
Lineage: Eukaryota; Viridiplantae; Streptophyta; Magnoliopsida; Myrtales; Lythraceae
Source: RefSeq, a predicted model, not a curated record
GAAUCAAUCACUUUGAAAAAAUAAUAACAUAAUAAUAAUUUCAGCUCAUUCGAAUUCAAUUGAAUCGUAAAUGAAUUCAUACCGGGCCGAGUGAUCUCGUUCGGGUUCGCGUUGGCAAUCGAAUUCGAUUGAACAUUUGUGAAAAAGGAACUGUAUUUCUCGGAUUUAUAAGGGGGGGUUACCGAUAAAGUGCCGUGCAGCUUAGAUUUUGCUUCCAAGGAAGGAAUUUGGGUGAGCAGACUUCGCUUGUCUCUCAAGAACACCCCAAAAAAAAAAAAAAGUGAUCUUGCAACGCUGACAAAGUGGAUUGUGAGCUAAGACACAGAGAGAGAGAGAGAGAGAGAGAGAGAGAGAGAGGGUAAGGAAGUGGCGCAUUUUCAGCAAACCCACCAUUUCCGGAGGAGCUUUUGCAUUGCAUUUGUGAGGAUUGAUACUUCAAGUUCUUUGGCCGCCGGCAUUGAUUGUUCAAAUGGCAGCUCCGCCAGCCAGGGCUCGCGCCGAUUAUGAUUGCCUCGUGAAGCUUCUGUUGAUUGGGGAUAGCGGUGUUGGAAAGAGUUGUCUUCUUCUACGCUUCACUGAUGGUUCCUUCACCACUAGCUUCAUCACCACCAUCGGCAUCGACUUCAAGAUAAGGAACAUUGAGCUCGAUGGCAAGCGAGUCAAGCUUCAAAUUUGGGAUACGGCUGGUCAGGAGCGGUUUCGAACAAUCACGACCGCAUACUACCGUGGAGCCAUGGGCAUUUUGCUGGUUUACGAUGUCACUGACGAAUCAUCCUUCAAUAAUGUCAGGAACUGGAUCCGUAACAUUGAACAACAUGCAUCUGAUAAUGUCAACAAGAUACUAGUCGGGAACAAAGCCGACAUGGAGAGCAAAAGGGUCGUUCCAGCUUCCCGGGGUCAAGCACUUGCCGAUGAAUAUGGAAUCAAAUUCUUCGAGACUAGUGCAAAAACGAACCAGAACAUCGAAGAGGCCUUUUUUUCGAUAGCAAAGGACAUAAAGCAAAGGCUCGCCAACUCCGAUUCCAAGGCUCAGCCCACAGCGAUUAAGAUUAAUCAACCGGCCAAGUCGGGUGCUGGAGCUGUUCAGGCUGCACAAAGAUCUGCUUGCUGUGGCUCUUAAAGAUUCGGAAGGAGCCCCAAAAUAAAGGGGACAGAAGGGAAGAACUGACCGCGAUAACGAUAUCGUCAUCACUUGUAAUAUCUCCUUAUGAUCAUUCUUUUAAGAUUGAGCUUUGUUAGUGUGUGGAAGGGAGUCAGUCCUUGGCUGUUUCAAUGUAUGAUCGUACCCUGCAGACCUGAGCUUUUACCAUUCUCCCUUUUAACAGUUAAAAUCAUUGAAUGACAUUCAAUAGAGAUUAACUU